Abrus precatorius (Indian licorice) is the source of this 2159-nucleotide messenger RNA. Its product is annotated as protein NRT1/ PTR FAMILY 4.6. Gene Ontology annotation, biological process: transmembrane transport. NCBI's taxonomy places the organism in Eukaryota, Viridiplantae, Streptophyta, Magnoliopsida, Fabales, Fabaceae. The transcript has 5 exons. Bases 42 to 1784 code for a protein of 580 amino acids. The record is from RefSeq and is a predicted model, not a curated record. Gene Ontology annotation, molecular function: transmembrane transporter activity. Gene Ontology annotation, cellular component: membrane.
CUCUCUCAGAUCCCAAGCAAACACAGGCAAACUUGGUGGCCAUGGACUUAGAAGCACGCCAAGUCACCACGUGGGAAGGUUACGUCGACUGGAGAAACAAACCCGCUCUCAGAGGCCGUCAUGGGGGCAUGCUUGCAGCUUCCUUUGUUCUGGUGGUGGAGAUAUUGGAGAAUCUGGCGUAUUUGGCGAAUGCGAGCAAUUUGGUGUUGUACCUGAAGCAGUAUAUGCACAUGUCUCCUUCUAAGUCUGCCAACAAUGUGACCAAUUUCAUGGGAACGGCCUUCCUCCUUGCCCUCCUCGGUGGUUUCUUAUCCGAUGCCUUUUUCACCACUUAUCAUGUGUACCUGAUAAGUGCACUUGUUGAGUUCCUGGGUCUGAUUGUUCUCACCAUACAAGCUCGCGAGCCUUCACUGAAGCCACCAAAUUGUGAGCAAGAUACCCCAUGUCAAGAAGUUAAUGGUGGCAGAGCAGCAAUGUUGUUUGCUGGUCUCUAUCUGGUGGCUUUGGGAGUUGGAGGAAUUAAAGGGUCACUUCCAGCACAUGGUGGUGAGCAAUUUGAUGAAACUACUCCAUCUGGAAGGAAGCAAAGAUCAACCUUCUUCAACUACUUUGUCUUCUGCCUAUCAUGUGGUGCCCUUAUUGCAGUUACUUUUGUAGUGUGGAUUGAAGAUAACAAAGGGUGGCAAUGGGGUUUUGCUAUAUCUACUAUUAGCAUAUUUCUAUCUAUCCCAUUAUUCUUGGCUGGCUCAGCUACUUAUAGGAACAAAACCCCUUCAGGAAGUCCACUUACAACCAUUCUAAAGGUUCUUGUUGCGGCUUUACUGAAUAGUUGCACCUACAGAAACUCUAGCAGUGCUGUCGUGAAUAUGGCUUCAAGCCCUUGUAAUCCACACUCAGGUAGAAGAGAAUCAGAGGAAGAAACUGUAAAAGCAAGCACAGGAACUGAAACACCAACUGAGCACCUCAAAUUUCUUAACAAAGCAAUUACAAACAAGCCAAUGUAUUCAUCACUAGAAUGCACUGUGCAGCAAGUAGAAGAUGUUAAGGUAGUAUUGAAAGUGCUACCUAUAUUUGCUUGUACCAUCAUACUUAACUGCUGUCUAGCUCAGCUAUCCACAUUCUCUGUUGAACAAGCUGCUACAAUGAACACCAAGCUUGGUUCCCUAAAGGUGCCACCAGCUUCUCUACCAGUUUUCCCUGUGGUCUUCAUCAUGAUCCUAGCACCAAUUUAUGACCACCUUAUCAUUCCCUAUGCAAGGAAAGCAACCAAAUCAGAAAUGGGCAUUACUCAUCUCCAGAGGAUUGGAUUUGGAUUAAUACUCUCUAUAGUUGCAAUGGCAGUGGCUGCACUUGUUGAAAUAAAAAGGAAAAGGGUGGCCAUUAACUCAGGCCUAGUUGAUGAUGCAACCAAACCAUUACCUAUCUCAUUCUUAUGGAUUGCUUUUCAGUACUUGUUUCUUGGGUCAGCUGAUCUUUUCACCUUGGCUGGGUUGUUAGAAUUUUUCUUCUCAGAAGCACCAAUAAGAAUGAGAUCCUUGGCUACUUCUCUUUCUUGGGCCUCUUUGGCAAUGGGUUACUACCUUAGUUCGGUGAUUGUUUCUAUAGUGAACAGUGUCACUGGGAACAGUAGCCACAGAUCAUGGCUAUCUGCUGCCAACCUUAACCACUAUAAUUUGGACAGGUUCUAUUGGCUCAUGUGUGUGCUUAGUGCGUUAAACUUCCUACACUACCUCUAUUGGGCCAUUAGGUACAAAUAUAGAGGGAGAGGUACUACUGAUGAAUGAAGCAAAGGGGAGUUGUUCAUAUGAUCCACAUGAGGGUUUAAGAGUUUAUUGAUCAAAUUUUUGCCUAGCCAUUCCUGAGCUGGAGUUGUGUUCAGCAAAAGGGUGCACAGCAUUUACCCCCAAAGAAAUAGCAUUGGAAUAUCCUUAUAUAUGCUAGAAUAAUAGAUAGAAAGAACAUAGGAAAAAAGAAACAAAAAUAGUGAUAGCAUCACUUCAUGUGUAAUCAAUCUAACUCUGGUUUAUCAAUAGUGAAAGCAAAUGUUUUUAUUCAACUUGUAGUGAUGAUAUAAACCAAUCUUUGCUCUUGGUAUGUACUUGCACUAUGUGAAAUGAGACCACACAACGAAAUGAAGUUUUUAUUUUAAUAUUUAACUU